AUGAAGGUUACCGCUACAUACGCUGCAGAAGCACCGCCAAGCGCGAAGAAAGCUACUGCGAAGAAUCAGCUCGACGCUCUGAAGGAGAUGUCGAAAGUGGUCGCAGACACCGGGGAGAUCGAUUCGAUCAAGAGCUACAGGCCCUACGAUGUCACUACGAAUCCCAGUCUGGUACUGAAAGCUGUUCAGAAUCCUCAAUAUGAGCACUUGCUUGGAGAGGCCCUGGCGAUGGAUGACCACAGCUACCCAGCUGCCAGGUGUUCCAGGCCACAAUCAAAUGUUGCCGACAUCCUGGCUGUCAACAUCGGCGCUGACCUCUUGAAGAUUGUUCCUGGACGGGUUUCUACCGAGUGUGAUGCUCACCUCUCCUACGACACUCAGGCGACCAUUGAAAAGGGGCUCAGGAUCGUUGACCUGUACGCAAAGAAGGGCGUUGACACGAGCAGAUUGUACAUCAAGAUUGCAUCGACCUGGGAGGGCAUCCGCGCCUGCGAAGCACUGCAGAAGCAGGGCAUCGAGACCAACAUGACGCUCCUGUUCUCCUUUGCCCAGGCUGCUGCAUGCGCGGACGCCGGUGCCAGCCUGAUAUCCCCCUUUGUGGGGCGCAUCAUGGACUGGUACAAGGCCAAGGAGGGCCGCAGCUUUGCGCCGCACGAGGACCCGGGCGUCAUCAGCGUGCACCGCAUCUACAAGUACUACAAGCAGUACAAGUACAACACGAUCGUGAUGGCCGCGUCCUUCAGGAACGCCGGCGAGAUCCGCGAGCUGGCCGGGUGUGACAACAUCACAAUUUCACCUGCGCUGUUGGGCGAGCUGGAGGCCUCGACAGAGCCGCUGCCGCGCAAGCUUUGGCCGGAGAUGGGCGGCUGCAGCGAGCCCAAGGUCGACCUGACCGCCGAGUCCUAUGACCUCUUCAAGAAGCUGCACGGCGAGGACGAAAUGGCGGUCGCCAAGCUGGCAGAGGGGAUCCAGGGCUUCUCCAAGGAUCAGGAGAAGCUGGAAAGCAUGGUGGCCAAGCUCGUUUCCUCUUAAAAGCUGCGCCAGUACAAGAGAGGGUCCAAGGCAAGGUAAGCUUGCAUUGCCAUGCCUUCAUCCCAAGGAUGAGCAGCAAAAGGUUGUGUCUGAACCGAAAGGCUCAGUGGUGCACAGAUUGGCAUGCGAUGCAGGGACUUGCUGCUGCUCAGCUGCCAGGCAUGUUCUUGUAUGCUCGUGUCAUGCCUCACCUUUGUCUCCUGAACAAAAGAAUUGUGCUUUCAGUGCCAUUUUUGGCGAUGUAGUUGCUCUUUUUUAACAGUGUCGUGGCACUGCAAUUGAUGUAACAAUAUAUGUCAGAAGGUCUUGCCUUCAAGGCAGGUGUGUUAGGCUCAGUAAAACGCUUGGAUUCCUCCUUGUCAGAUUGUGCCAGGAAGACUGUGAUAACAUUAGAUUGCUGCCAUCCCCAAAAAUUGAUCUCCGCAACCACCAGACAAGCAUCCUUUGUGUCUCUGUGUCUUGCACAAGGCGAGUGUCUGCUACUUUUGGAUUCAGAGCGCACUAGGCGCCUUUUUUAGGCUGGGUUUUCCCAUUGUUGCCAGCAGCUGUUGAAUGCAUGCAAAGAAUUACAAAUGCUACCUGUGUUUUUGGCGUCACAAAUCAACAGGCCUGGACCUGUUAGUUUCCAGCAGUCUCAUUACUUGUAGUCAGACGUGACGAGAAGAAGAACGAAGUUAUUAUCAAUUUUAAUGGAGUGACGUGUGUAUCCUUGGUGAUUGCUUCAUCAAUCAUGAUGGCAGUGAAUGUGUAAGAUGCUACUGUGC
Messenger RNA from Coccomyxa subellipsoidea C-169, 1796 nucleotides. Its product is annotated as transaldolase. Gene Ontology annotation, biological process: pentose-phosphate shunt, non-oxidative branch; carbohydrate metabolic process; pentose-phosphate shunt. Gene Ontology annotation, cellular component: intracellular anatomical structure; cytoplasm. The record is from RefSeq and is a predicted model, not a curated record. The coding region runs from base 1 to 1032 and encodes 343 amino acids. Lineage: Eukaryota; Viridiplantae; Chlorophyta; Trebouxiophyceae; Coccomyxaceae. Gene Ontology annotation, molecular function: transaldolase activity. The transcript has 9 exons.